UCCAAGCAACAGGAAUAUCCAGGCAAAGGGCUGAGUGGCAGGACUAGAUUGUUAGCUAGAGCACUUUGAAAAGGGGAAGAGACCACGUAAUUGUAAGAAUUAGCCUUUAAAUUUCAAAAUCAAGACAGAGCUCAACAGCAUUCUACUCCAGCGCUGCAGAGCUCAGAAUCAUGGACAGCUUCACAGUGAGGACGGCUCUCUGUCUGGGCAUCUGCCUAUCUAUUCUCGUCAUUGCCUGCCAGGGACAGACGGGACUCGAGGACGGAACACAAUCACAGGAGGAGCAGUAUCCUCAGCAGAGAUAUGCAGCCCGAGAACUGGUAGACGCGUUGGAAGGGCUGCUGGAGAACAACAGCGACACAAUUGCAGUGGAGAAGAAGGCCAGUCAGAUCCCGCGGUGUGAUGUUGGCGAGCGAUGUGCCCUUAAAUACGGGCCCAGGAUCGGCAAACUAUGCGACUGUCUCCGGGGUGCCGCGUGCAACACCUUCCUCCUGAGGUGCUACUAAACCACGCGCCGACCACCGGGGAGACUUCCUGCCAGAACGGAAACCCCGCCAUCUUAACUCUUGUUUUAAAAUAGAUUGUGCUGCUCAAUGUAUUCUGUUUUCUUUUUUGUUUUGUUUUGAAUAUGUAUAUGUGAUUUUAACUAAGCCCUAUAAAUUGAUUAUUUAAAAAGAAUGGAUUGAUAAGGUGUGUAUUGUACCUUGGUAUAUUUUACACAGUAUACAUUAAUGAUGAAUCACCUUUAAAUGUUUCCUUAAUAAAAACAAAGUGCAUUCAAGUUUA
This is a messenger RNA of Acipenser ruthenus (sterlet), 786 nucleotides long. RefSeq names its product cocaine- and amphetamine-regulated transcript protein. Gene Ontology annotation, molecular function: neuropeptide hormone activity. The record is from RefSeq and is a predicted model, not a curated record. The coding region runs from base 171 to 506 and encodes 111 amino acids. Gene Ontology annotation, biological process: adult feeding behavior; negative regulation of appetite; cellular response to starvation. The transcript has 3 exons. Lineage: Eukaryota; Metazoa; Chordata; Actinopteri; Acipenseriformes; Acipenseridae.